This is a messenger RNA of Meloidogyne enterolobii, 406 nucleotides long. NCBI's taxonomy places the organism in Eukaryota, Metazoa, Nematoda, Chromadorea, Rhabditida, Meloidogynidae. The record is from the annotation of a GenBank genome assembly.
UCGUAAUGUCCACGUUACACAGAUGAACAGCUCAACUGUUAAGGUCACUUGGCAGCCUCCUGAUGAUGAGUCUGCUGAAGUAUUUGGAUAUAAUGUUUAUAAGUUUCAAAUUGUGAAUGAAGCUUUUGUUAAUAAUCUACGGAGGGCUAUAGCUAUUGUUGAUCGACAUAAGCUCUACGCUCAUUUAAACGAUUUGGAGCCUAACACAGAAUAUGCCAUUCGGGUAGCUGCCUUCAACAUGAAAGGGGAUGGAGAGCUUUCACAAUUAACCAAACAGAGUAGAAUACUAACCGGAGGAAAACCUCCUUCCCCUCCACGUCCACAGUCAAUCUCACUCGUUUCUGAGCUCAAACCGAUCAAGGCUAGAGUUGAAUGGCUUCCUCCAAAGUUUUUAUUUUUCGGAUAA